Molecule: messenger RNA, 804 nt
Organism: Caenorhabditis remanei
Lineage: Eukaryota; Metazoa; Nematoda; Chromadorea; Rhabditida; Rhabditidae
Exons: 4
Coding region: 1-804 (267 amino acids)
Source: RefSeq, a predicted model, not a curated record
AUGAACAUAAGAAAGCUGAACAUUUACGUGGAUUGGGGAGUGACAAUCGAGUUCUCAGAUCCUUUAGUAGAAGAGAAUGGAAGAACUACAUAUGGGCAUUGGCCUUACCGAUCUCAAUACACUUUCGAGGGAAGCGCAAAAUCGAUUUCAGAAGCUGUAAACGACAUCGGAAUAGUUUUUUCAAAUUCAAACUUAAAGAUAACUAGACUUGUACUAAGAAUGGGUUGUUCCAAUCUGAACAAACAAUACCACAAUGAAGUCACCUUGUUCCGAGAGAAAUUCGUACAAUGCUUGAAGUCUAUGAUGUCCUCUCUUCCACACCAAAUUCAUGUUGAACGUGUGUUUCUGGAAUGCAUUGAAAUUCUUCCAUUUUUAAAAAGCGAAAAGUUGAAAAGGAUCAGUUUGGCAGGGGAAAGUACCGAUGAAUCAUUCCACAAAAUUUCUCAACUAGAGCAGAUUAAGCGUGUGCCAGUUAUUGAUAUUCUAUACACGUUUGAUCAUUUUCCAUUUGAUAUUUUAUCGAACACUCCAAAGUUCAAUAUAUAUUUGAAUAACUUUUCGGAAUCUGAUUUCACAAGACUCGUCAAGCAGAACCUGCAAGAAGAGAACUUUAAGUUUGGUCAGGUAAUCAUUGAUGGAAAUGGAAUAGGGUCUUGGAUAACAGAAUUUCUUUCGAAACAUCACGCUGUGAAAACCGACGAUGGAAGCAUGAUUGCAACACUCGAAGGACCAAAAUUCAAGAAUACUGUUAAAGUUGGUGGAAUCGAAGGAGGGGAAGAAUUUGUAUUCAGAAGAACUGCUUGA